Cylas formicarius (sweet potato weevil) is the source of this 533-nucleotide messenger RNA. RefSeq lists its product as uncharacterized. The coding region runs from base 65 to 388 and encodes 107 amino acids. The record is from RefSeq and is a predicted model, not a curated record. Lineage: Eukaryota; Metazoa; Arthropoda; Insecta; Coleoptera; Brentidae. The transcript is spliced from 3 exons.
GUGAGCACGAUUUCAGAGUUUGGCGGCAGUGUUUUUAGUACAGAUAGUGGAAUUUAAACUGAAAAUGGACGAAAUUUUAAUUGAAACAGUUAGACAACAUGAAGUUCUGUAUAAUCACUCAUCCCGUGACUAUAGGGAUCAGCGUAUGCGACAAGAAGCCUGGGAAGAACUCGACAGGGAAUUAAAAAUAUCAGCGGAUAAAGACAAACAAAUGUGGGAUAAACAUCGAACAAACGUCUUUUCUUUUGCCCUAUAUGGAAGGUCGAAGGACAUGCAGCAAUUUAGUAUCCGAUGUCGAACAUAUUGCGGAUGUGCAAGAAUCCGAAGACAUAGCAGAGGCAGAGAUAACUCACACAAAUUCAGAGACAGAGGUAUCCCAAGACAGUAGAAAGAAAUGAAAACACGUCACAAGAAACAAAUCCAGCAGCAGAACUGGUCCAUAUAAUGCAAGAGAAUGCAAAUCUACGAAAAAAAAAAAGAAUAUCAGGAAUAAAAGAAGGCAGAAGCAAAGAAACCUCCGCUCUUGGAACAUA